Molecule: messenger RNA, 1128 nt
Organism: Rhagoletis pomonella (apple maggot)
Lineage: Eukaryota; Metazoa; Arthropoda; Insecta; Diptera; Tephritidae
Exons: 3
Coding region: 1-363 (120 amino acids)
Biological process (GO): synapse organization
Cellular component (GO): neuron projection membrane
Source: RefSeq, a predicted model, not a curated record
AUGUCCAUGUCCAGCGGGCUACACGCGAGGACCGAGGAGGAUAAAUCCUCCUUUCCUUUGUUAAAUUUAUUAAGUAAACUUUUUCAAAACUAUUUUCUAUUUAUCGCAGAUUUCCAAUCAUCAGAGCUAACAAUUCAACGAACACGGCGUGAGCAUUCGGGAAAUUUCACUUGUGUGGCUAGCAAUACACAACCUGCAAGCGUGUUAGUGCAUAUUUUUAAAGGUGAUAAUCCAGCAGCGAUGUAUCAUGGGCAUGUCGGCGGCUCGACUAAAUCAUAUCAAACUCAUUUGCAUGGCAUUAUAGCCAUAAUAGCUAUGGCCUACCGAAUACUACAGACAUAUAUACAUGUAAACCUGGGAUAAUUACAGAUGAGACAACAACGGCCAUAAUGACGCAUCAAAGUGAAACUGCGCAUACACAUAUGAACACAUACAUACGUAUGUAUGUUUACAUAGUAAAAAAGGUGGGACUGCAAACAAAAAUAAACAAAAUGUAAACACACACAAAAAUUUAUUUGGGUAAGCGCGCUAUAUGGCCGCGAAACUGGAGCAACUUAUACACACACACUGACAGACACACAAAACUACACCAACACAUAUACAUAUGUACGAGUAGUUAGUUAAGUUGAAUAAUGUAAUGAGGCUUUGAAUAGGCGGCAGCAUAACUAUAUUUUCAAGUACAUAUGUACAUAUAAAUAUGCGUAUAAUUAUAGUAAGUAUAUAGGCGUGUGUUAAUAUUUAAGGGCAAGUGAACGAAUUAGGAUGAAUACAAAAAAUAUAGAAAAAAACCCGUAAUGAUGUGCAGUAGUCUGAGAAUUAAAAAAAAAAAUCAUUUUUUUUAUGGAAUUAGAGAGCCGACUUACGAUGAGCAGCAAAAAUAUUUAACACACGGACUUGCCACAUUUGAGUGUAUUUUUUUUUCGUUUUCUAUACUUAGUAUAAGUAUGUAGGUAAGUGUGCUUGCUGCACGUACAUAUGUAGUAAAUAAUUAGAACAGUUAAAUGUGGAAGUAAAUCAAAAUUUGUAUGUAGUUAUCUAUGUGUGCAAGUGUGUGUUUAAGUUAGUGCUUUGAUAAAGUAAAUAUAUACAACUGAUAAGAGUGUAGUGCAUUUUGUAAUGAAAAUCCGA